CUUGAUUAGUAGAGAAAAAAACGACCAGCUCUGCAAACUUAAUUUUUGUCUCUCUUCUCAAUAAGUCAAACCAGUUUGUGCACAUACGAUAACAACUCAAUGUUAUGAAGAGAGUGAGAGCACCGAAGUAAAAAAAAAUCAUUUUUGUGCGCAAACUAAAACCAGCAGUUUUACAUUUUCGUUCAGCUUGCUCGGUCGUCGAUUUUAAAGUUAAGUUGUGAUGUACUUAAGAAUUUUGAUAUGACGAAGCCAAUUUUGAUACUUGAUUUAGGCUCAACGACUGUUCGAGCUUUUGUGAUAAGCUCAACGACGUUUGAAAUUCUCGGAAGUGCUAAGUACGAGAUAAAAUUAAUCCAGUCAGACGAAGGCACAUGCGAAAUAAACCCAAACGAUUUAUUCACAAAUAUUGUAAAAAUUCUCCGAAAUGCUUUAAAAGAUGCGCAAGUGGAUGUUGAAAAUAUAUUAUGUCUUGGCAUGACAGUACAGCGAGCUACAUUUAUUACCAUAGACAAGGUCACUGGUGAACCAUUCCAUCAUCUCACAUCAUGGUCGGAUCGUAGGGGAAGUGACAUGGUAGAUAACUUUAAUACCGGUUGUUUCCUCAAAUCUAUCAAUUGCGGUGCAGCAUUUUUAUAUUGGAUCACGCGAAGUGAGCGAUUUAAACAGGUCAGCAAACUGAAAAUGCUCAACAAUUUUAUUGCACCACGUUUAUCACAUUUGAUGCAAACUAACAGGAAAUUAAAAGAGGCAGUGAAAUCUGGUCGUGCAGCAAUAUGUACCGUAGAUACAUGGCUUCUAAAUCGAUUAAAAAAUUUCAAUAAAUUUGAAAAAUUUGAUUUUAUCACCGACAUAACGAAUGCUUGUGCAACUGGACUUUUUGAUCCAUUCACUCUUGAUUACGUAUCAAUGAACUUGAAAAUGAUUGGUAUUGACAGAAGCGUACUGCCUAGAAUUGUUGACAAUUCAUAUGACUUCGGUUAUACACAUAAAGGUGUACUUGGCGUGCCGGUUCAUAUCUCAACAACGAUUGCGGAUCAAGCAGCUUCAUUGAUUGGAAACGCAUGUUUCCGUAAAAUGGAUGCAAAAAUAACGUUGGGAACUGGGACAUUUCUAAACAUAAACACUGGUCGUAAAUGCAUGGGUUCACGUACGGGUGCAUAUCCAUUGAUUGCAUGGAACACGCAAACGAGGAAGAAGCAAUCGUCAAUGGUCUUUUAUACGGAGAGGCCAUUUAAUGAAUCGUCAACUUUAAUUCGAUUUGCAAAAACAAUUGGACUGUGUACGAAUGUUGAAGAGCUAUCUGACAUGGCAUUAUCAGUAAAUGAUUCGGAUGGUGUUAUGUUUAUACCGAAAUUUCAUUCAUUGGCAGGCUUUAUUGGAUAUAAACAGUCGACGACUAAAUGUCAUUUUGUACGAGCCGUUUUGGAAAGUAUUGUCUUUAAAGCUGCCAACUUCUAUUUCCUUUCCAAAGAGGAUUCAAAUUAUCAUUUCGAUAAAAUUAGAAUUGAUGGUGGAAUAUCUGCAAAUGACUUUAUUUGUCAAUCAAUCGCCGACUUGCUCAAUAUUCCAAUAGAACGUGGCAAUAAUAGUACUGAAUUAACGUCCAUUGGAUGUGCAUAUUUAGCCGCAUACAACUGUGGAGUUCUUGAUGAACUCGAGAGUGCUUCACAAUUCUAUAAAGUUCAAAAAACAUUCAUACCCAAUGAAGUCAAUCGAAAAGAGCUUUUUAUGAGGUAUAAGAAGUUUGAGGAACUAAAUAGUCGUUAUAAUUAAAUUUUAUGUACCUUAAAAGUAUUGGUUUUGAACUGGUGAUAAUAAAUUUUAAAAUUAUUUUGUGUGAAUUUUUA
Messenger RNA from Chironomus riparius, 1847 nucleotides. The record is from the annotation of a GenBank genome assembly. NCBI's taxonomy places the organism in Eukaryota, Metazoa, Arthropoda, Insecta, Diptera, Chironomidae.